CUUACCCCGUCAAGGCCACUUGGCACGGUCAGAGAAAAUAAGUUGUGGCCAUUUCCGAGAGAAGUUCCCUACCGUCUUGUCAUCUGAUAAACCCAUGAACUGUAAUAAUUGAAAUAUUAUAGCCCGACAAUUUAAGUAUAGAAACAACUCAGUCUAUCAACAUUCCAAUCAAACAGGAAUGGAGAAAUAAGGACAAACUUUGGGGAAAUACUGGCGAAUUCGGCUGAGAAACUUACGGGUGAUACAGUUGAAAUACUUAAGAGAGAAAUUAAAUUUUUUGAAUAUGGAAAGUAACAAUGAACAGGAUAAAGUUCAGAUAAACCUCAAUGGAACAAACCAUCCUCACACUGAAUCGAUAGAUCAGAAUUUUUUUAGUUCUCCUUCCAAUCAUCCUGUUUCUCUCACAGAGGCUUCCGUCCCGUCACUCGAAGCAUCAAAUGAAUUACCUAAGUCGUCUUCCAUUCCAUCAAUUUCUUCUAUAGCUAAGAAAGAAAUUCCGUCUGAUUAUGUUUUUGGAUCAAACAUUUCAUCACGCGUUGUGAAUGCUGACGUGUCGAAAGGUGCUUCGGUUAACUUAUGGACAUCAACAUCUACAAGUCAUGAUUCUGCCUCAAGUGUUUUUACUACAUUGGCUAAAGUAGUUACAGCCUCUCAGGCAAACUGUAAGGAUUCGAAAAAUCUAGAAGAUUCUGCUAAGGAAGUAGCCGAAGACAAACGGAAAGAAACAUUAACUUUGGCGGAAGUCGACCUAGUUACUGGUGAAGAAGGGGAAAUACCAAUCAUUCGACAGCACUGUCGAGCUCAUAUUUUCGAUGCUAAUAAACAGAAGUGGAAUAAUCUUGGAGCUGUUCAUUUCCAUUUAAAUGAUAUACCCAACAGCAGUGCUGAAGAGAAUAACGAUUCUCCAUGCAGGUCACGGAUAGUAGUGCGUUUAGUGUCUACACGCAGACUGUUGAUUAAUACUCUCAUUUGGUUACAAAUGCCUGCUGCUUUAGUUGACUCACGAACUUUGAGAAUAGGUGCAAUUAAUGAGGAAGGACACAUCAAAAAUUAUCUUUUUGGCUUUCCACCAGAUGAUUCAGCUUCCAAAAUAUUCGAAAUGAUAAGUUAUAGAAAGUCGAACGCUACUGCCAUGCCGUAUGAAAUUUAUCAUGACACAUCACCUGCUUCAACCAAAGAUCAGGUUACUGGUUGUAAGCGCCAGUUAGAAACUCAUGCAAUAUCAGAUGCUGACCACUCACUUCAUGCGCCCCCGAAAAUAGCCAAUACUGCUGUACUGCCAUCCACACCAAAUCUGGUCGCAUUUCCAAAGACUAAUAUAUUUAGACCAUCGGUAUUCUCUCCAGUUUGUAAAGAUUCGCCCAAUAAUUCAUCGACCCCAAGUCAGUCCGAUCAUGUGGGAGAACUACAGUUUCGCAAUUCACCGUUGGAUAACGUUGUUAAACGUCUCUGUGAAAGCAAUCCACCUGGUAAUUCUGAAUAUUCUACGCUUCCAUUUAACAGCAAAGUAAUUGAACCCCCAAAAUUGUCAUCGGGUGUAACUUCCCAGAAUAUGCCUCUCAGUUCGGUUUCAAAUAAUCAAUGUGCCGAUUUCAUAUUCGGGCGUAACGUCUCGGAGCGCGUCACUAAUGCUUCUUUAUCCACAGUUGUUAACCGUGAUCUCUCUGGAAAAGAUCUUUCUGUCGAGUCUUCAGAGUCAAACGACCGCAGUUUGUCUCCAGAAAAAGAAGAGAGUACAGAUGCUUCUGAAACUAGUGAUCACUGUACUGUUCUCCCCAGUAAGCGUACCCUCGAAGAAUCUGCCGCUGCAGUGACUUCUGAAAUGCUUGAAAAGUCGACGUAUCUCUUGGCUAAUCUUCCAGAAUCGCCUAUUCUUACUGGAGAAGAAGGAGAAUAUCUUACUCUAAAAGCUUACUGUCAUUUUUAUUGUUUUGAUCGUCACAAACAUGAGUGGAUCGGUCGUGGACAGGGUUACAUUCACUUGAAUGAUGUUGCAAUGAAAUCUUCAUCGUUACCUAAUCAAGUCUCCCCUUUUCCAUCUGGACCGCCUGCACGAUCUCGUUUAGUGAUUCGCACGUGCCAAACUUUAAAACUUUUGGCUAAUGUUCCUAUCUGGUCAGGUCUGAACGUUGCUAUGGCUGAUGAACGUUCUAUUCGUCUGACUACAGUUUGUCAUCCGUCAGAAACUCUGAAUGAUUCCCAAAAUAAGUCUUCAUGUUCUAUAGAUUCACUUGUUACAAAACCAGAAUUUUGCGCUUAUCUACUUGUUAUGCAUUCACAUAAAGAAGCUGAUCGUCUUUUUCAAGCUCUUAAUUCACGAAUAAACACGUUUACCAGUCGUUUAAAUGCUAAACCGACAUAUCUUCACGAAACAAAUAGUGCAUCUAACAGUCCUGGUGAUUUUUCAUCUAUUCAUUCCCGUACACAUGCUCAUCUUGAGGAAGGUGAUGACUCUCCUAGUAUUAGUAAAGUUGAUGGGGAAAACGUUCGACCAUACAUGAAAUUAGAAAUUAACAAACUGCCAUCAGAUGCAAAUUCUCAACCUAUUGGUUUCACACCACCUGAUAACACGAGUUGAUCUCUUGAGAGCAAAUUACAAGAUUUUCGAUCACAUCUUAGUGUAUUUUAUUAACCUUUAUUCAAAUCAUCUUGUUACGAACAAAACUGUUUUGAUCUAUAAAAUAUUUCAUGUAUCAUUCAUAUGUAUUCGUAUAUUUAUGAAGUCUCCUUCUGUUACAUACAAAUACGUGUCUAUUUAUUGUUCGCAUUACAUAAUUUUGAAUAUCCUAGUUUUGUUUCUUGAUUCAGCUUAUCCGUUUAAUAUACUGACUAACUCACUUUACUAUUGGAAACUAGUAAACAAACUACUAACUUGGUUAUUUAUUUCAAUUCGUUCUUACAUUUUUGGGAUUGAUCUCUUCAACGACUUCACUAUUGACUGUUUCGCCGUUUUUUUUAAAUAAGUCGUAGCUAAAUUAUGAACACGAACCUAUUUGUAGAAAAGUAGAAACACAAAAAUCUAGUAUCUCGUUUUUUUUCUUACAUCAUAACUACUUGUAAUUUCACAAUAAAGAUUUAGUCAUUAUUGGUGGAAAAUAUUGAUCACUCGAACUUUCCAGCUUCAGAUCAAUCACCACAAUCCAUUUAAAUUUUGCUGUUGUUACUCGUAAUAGGUAAUAAUGGCUCUAUUUCUCAAAGUGUACUUUGUGAGUCAAUUUUAUAAUUUACUCAUAAAACAAAAUUUACGGACUUCAGUUAUUAAUUUGCGCAAUUAUCUUCGAUCAAAUGUUCAAAGCAGUGGCAACGACUUUUUUUGAGAAUAAUUUGUUUUUUGAUUAAGUUUAAUGUAGCUGUAAAAUUAAAAUAUUUUAAUUUGCUUA
This is a messenger RNA of Schistosoma turkestanicum, 3380 nucleotides long. Lineage: Eukaryota; Metazoa; Platyhelminthes; Trematoda; Strigeidida; Schistosomatidae. The record is from the annotation of a GenBank genome assembly.